Molecule: messenger RNA, 1437 nt
Organism: Penicillium verrucosum
Lineage: Eukaryota; Fungi; Ascomycota; Eurotiomycetes; Eurotiales; Aspergillaceae
Product: MFS transporter
Exons: 4
Biological process (GO): transmembrane transport
Cellular component (GO): membrane
Molecular function (GO): transmembrane transporter activity
Source: RefSeq, a predicted model, not a curated record
CCCAGAUCAUCACUACGCCCGCAAAACCCUCACCUCGCGACUUUUCUCUUAUCCCUAUGUAUAUUUUCCUUGUCCGGAGCUACUGCGAUCGUUCAAGUUCCCUUGACCCAGCUGAUGGAAGACAACUUGUGCGACCGGUAUUUAGGUGAAAUUGGGCGACAAGACUCAAUCGAUAGAGCAAUAUGCAAGGCCGACAGGAUUCAAUCUGAGCUUGCGUAUCUCAACGCUUCAUUUGGAGUGAUAGAGUCCAUGACCAGUCUCAUUGCUGCAUUCCCUUACGGUGUCUUGGCUGAUAAGCUCGGUCGCAAACCGAUCAUCUAUCUAUCCAACACGGGAACCGUGUUGUACCUUGCUUAUGUUCUGGCUGUCCUGAAGUUCUCUAAUCUUUUGGCGAUCGAAUACAUCCUCUUGGGCCCUCUAUUCACUUUCAUCGGUGGUGGAAGCACUGUUAUCAAUGCCGGCCUAUAUUCUCUGGCUUCAGAUCUGGUGCCUGACACAGAUAUAACAAUUUCGUAUUUUGUGAUGGCAUUUGGAAGUUUGUCCGGAUCUUCAGCUGGUCCGGCGAUCUCUUCUAAACUGAUGGAAAAAUAUUCACCAUGGCUCCCUAUUCUCAUUGGUACCUUGAUGGUUCCCGCCAGUAUGGGCUUGCUGGUCUUCCUUCCUGAGGUGAUCACACUCAGGGAUGACUCCUCCGAGAGAUAUGUCUCAGAACGGGGAGAGCUUUCGCCUACCACGUUCAAGUCACGUUUUUCACAGUCCUGGACUGGUCUCAAAACAUCCAUCCAGAGGCUUCACUCAUUGCCAAUUGUCUUGAUUCUGAUCACUUAUCUCAGGGUCAACCCCGAGGGUCUAGCCUAUGGACAACUGCUCAUGCAAUAUGUGAGCAAGCGAUUUGACUGGACUUUCGCAGACGUUGGCUAUCUCCUUACAGCUCGUGGAAUCGCUCAGAUGCUCGUCUUACUUGUCUUGUUUCCUGUGAUAUCAAAGCUGCUUUCAAAACACCUUCGGCCAGCUGUCAAAGACUUAAUGCUUGGACGCGUCUCGGCUUGUUUGGUGAUACUCGGGGCCCUUUUUACGGGAGCCUCGCAUAUAGGCCUUGUAAUAUUUGGCUUGAUACUUCAGACAUCAGGGGCUGGCUUGAGCGCCAUAUGCCGAUCCAUAGCUAUGAGCUAUAUGCCAUCACACGACAAGUCGAAGAUGAAUACGAUGAUCGGGAUCUCUGAAACUCUCGGCUCUCUGUUCGCAGGGCCGGCAUUAGCGUGGCUUUUUGCACUUGGUAUGAAGUUUAAUGGGGUUUGGUUUGGGCUCUCAUACUUUGGCUUAGCAGCAUGGUGUGGGCUCUGUCUACUUGGAUUGUUCAUUUUGGAACCUGUCCGGGAUCAGGAGCUCAUGCAUAUAGAUGAAACCCAGCCCUCAGCGGGGUCUGAUGCGGAUUAG